Pogona vitticeps (central bearded dragon) is the source of this 2510-nucleotide messenger RNA. RefSeq names its product cochlin (gene COCH). Lineage: Eukaryota; Metazoa; Chordata; Lepidosauria; Squamata; Agamidae. The record is from RefSeq and is a predicted model, not a curated record.
CCAGACCACCACCUCGCGGGGGCGGCGGCAAGUGGGCGCUUCUCUUCUCUCCUCCAUCGCCCGCUCCGACUGCCUUCUUCCCGCGCUCGUCUCUUUCAUUCGCCGCGGCGGAGACGGCCGGAGGAAGCGCGCUUUUUGCCGGGCGCUUCCUAUAAUUAGAAAAAGGGGGGACAGCUUUUUACCUCACGUUCUUCUGGGCAAGUUGGACACCCACCCCACCGACCCCUCAGCUCUCCAGUGGUGAGGAGUUCGCCCUGCCAAUCAGGAGCCGGAGGGAAUUCCACCUUUCCCUCAGAGACGAAACUCUCUCUUUUUUUCCCCCUCCCCCCGUCCCCAGUUUCUUCCAGUUUGGGGAAGGGGAGAAACCAGCUCCCCUGGUUAACCCUGUCUUGGCUGGUUGGCUGCUUGUUGACGGUGCCUCUUUUCCUCUCCCAGGUGCGGCCAUGACGCCUGUCCUACUCUUCCCAGGUAUCCUCUUUCUUAUCGCCAGUCCUGGGAAGGCCAUCGACAGCUCGGCCCCCACUCCCAUUAGCUGUUUUACAAGAGGACUCGAUCUUAGGAAUGAGAGAGCAGAUGUCCUCUGUCCAGCAGGAUGCCCCUCAUUUCAGUUCUCUGUCUAUGGAAAUGUUGUCUAUGCCUCCAUCUCCAGCAUCUGUGGAGCAGCUGUUCACAGAGGCCUGAUUGCCAGUUCAGGUGGGCCAGUAAGAGUGCAAAUGUUACCAGGACGAGAGAACUAUCCUGCAAUAUAUGCUAAUGGAGUCCAGUCUCAAGUGCUCUCUAGAUGGUCAUCAUCAUUCUCAGUAUCCAGUAUCCAAAGUGGAGCACUUGAAGCAGCAGGGCGGCCAGUUUCAACAGCACGCCCAUCCACGGGUAAAAGACUUAAGAAACCUCUUGAGAAAAAAGCAGGGAACAAAGACUGUAAAGCAGAUAUUGCUUUUCUGAUUGAUGGAAGCUACAGUAUUGGGCAGCGUAGAUUUAAUCUGCAGAAGAACUUUGUUGGGAAAAUAGCAACGAUGCUGGGCAUUGGAACGGAAGGACCACAUGUGGGAGUUGUACAAGCCAGUGAGCAUCCAAAAAUUGAAUUUUACCUGAAAAACUUCACUGCAUCAAAAGAUGUUUUAUUUGCCAUAAAAGAGAUAGGUUUCAGAGGAGGCAAUGCCAACACAGGAAAAGCCUUGAAGCACACAUCCCAGAGGUUCUUCUCUGCAGAACAUGGCGUACGGAAAGGCAUUCCUAAAAUCAUUGUAGUUUUAAUAGAUGGAUGGCCAUCAGAUGAUAUAGAAGAAGCUGGCAUAGUGGCUCGAGAAUUUGGUAUUAAUGUAUUCAUUGUGUCUGUUGCAAAACCUACAACUGAGGAACUCGGAAUGGUUCAAGAUGUUGGGUUCAUUGAGAAGGCUGUUUGCCAAAACAAUGGCUUUUUUUCAUAUAACAUACCAAGUUGGUUUGGUACUACAAAAUACGUGAAACCAUUGGUUCAAAAACUCUGUGCUCAUGAACGAAUGCUAUGCAGCAAGACUUGCUACAAUUCAGUCAACAUUGCUUUCCUGAUAGACGGUUCCAGCAGUGUUGGUGAUAGCAACUUUCGUCUCAUGCUUGAAUUCAUCAGUAAUGUUGCCAAAUCAUUUGAGAUCACGGAGGUUGGUGCCAAAAUAGCAGCAGUUCAGUUCACUUAUGAUCAGCGCACAGAGUUUGGCUUUACAGACUAUAAUACAAAAGAGAUGGUUUUUUCUGGUCUUCGAGGAAUCCGCUACAUGAGUGGCGGUACUGCUACUGGAGAAGCCAUUACCUACACUAUCGUAAAUGUGUUUGGACCCGUGAGAGAUGGAGCCAACAAAAAUUUCCUAGUCAUUUUGACUGAUGGCCAGUCUUAUGAUGAUGUCCGAGGGCCAGCUACAGCUGCUCAUAAAGCAGGUAUCACAGUCUUCUCUAUUGGCAUUGCUUGGGCUCCACUGGAAGAUUUAAAAGAUAUGGCUUCUGAACCUCGGGAGGCACACACCUUCUUCACAAGAGAAUUUACUGGACUGGAGCAGAUUGUUCCUGAUGUCACCAGAGCUAUUUGCAGAGAUUUCUUGAACUCCAAGCAGUGAAUGAAAACCUGCAGAUUUCUGCAAAUGCACCAGGAAAGCCAAGGUGUUCUCUCUAGAAUAUAAGACUUUCUUUUAUUCUAGCACCAGAGUCUUGACUUUGCUUAAGGCCCACUCUUUUAGGCAAAGUUCCUAUUAAAAUCAAUGAACAUUUUGCCUGAAUCAUUAGUAAGUAGAAAAUUUGGCCUGAAGUUAUAAUUGUAUAUGUAUAUUUAAUAUUCCUCAGUUAAAGUGGUUCAAAUCUUUUAUUUAGGAUUAUUCCAUAUGUAUUUUAUGUAUAUAUAGAAAAUAUACAGCUGCUCUUGGCAUUAAAUGCUAUUAUUAAGUCUCAUCCCAAAUUGAAAACAAUCUGAGAUAGAUUCUAUCAAGUGUAAAAUGUCCUAGAAUGGUGUCAACAGAGGUGAAAAGAAUGUUAUUGAGUAUGUA